UACAUAUAGGGAUGGCUGGUCUCCUCAUGCUGAUGAGGUUUAGACCAUGUUGAGCCCUACAUUUGUUGUUGAGAAUAUUGGAUACUCUUUCUAUACCUAUGGCUCCAUCUUCAUCAUUUUCCUGCUUAUAUGGCAAGUGAAACGGAGUUACUAUGGAUUGAGAAGUGAACCUAAAAGGAACUGCUGCCGGGUGAAAAACAAAAAUGACACCCCAGCUUCACAUUGUUUUAAGUGUCACCGAAAAGUCAGGCAAAGGGCAAGAGAUGCAGCAACAAAAGCUAGAAGAUGUUCCCAGAAAGAAACAGAGAAGCUGUGGGAUCUGCUCUCUGUCAUGAAAAGCCAGCACUGGCUUCCCCAGCAGGAAAGUGUACGGCAGCUUCUGUGUGCAGAUCCUUCCUGCCAAACUUGCAAUGUUAUGUCUCUGGAGAUCCAGCAAAUGCUGGAGAACAAGAAGAAUCAAAUUUCCCCAACUCUAUCAGGGCCAUUGCAGGGCUCUUCUGGCCUAUGGGUGAUGUCUUCGUCAACUGUGUCUUCUGAGAAGAAUCAGGAACCUCAUCCUCAGCAUUCCAGAGACCUUUCACUAAUAUCCACAACCCCAACAAUAUCACAACCAACAGAACAAAGCUUAUGCGAGACAAUAGCCCAGACAACCACCACCAUCAGCAUCCAAGAAUACUUUGCCGAUCAUCUCCAACUAGAACAGGAAUUUCAACUGGCAACUAUGCCCAUUGCUCAAAAGAAUAGGGAUUUUUCAAAGAUUGAGAGACCCAUAGUUCCAGUAAAUGAGCAAGAGACAAAGCAGAAUAAACCUAACCUUAUGCAGGGGGAGGAGAGCCAGCACUAUGUGAAGUGCCAUGUCUCUUUACCAUUACUGGAUGCAGAAUUCCUGGAUAACAUGACACAUCCUAUGACCUUGCAUGUGGACUCAGUCCUCCCUGCCCAGUUGCCAUUCUUCAGGCCUAAAGUUUUGAGGCUACUUGAAGGACAUUUAAAAAAAAGAAAGCAUUUCCAGAGGUGGGGUCUCCCCAGACGUGUGGAGGACUCACUGAGGCAGUUUAUGCCAGACCCAAUAUUGUUGAGCAAAGUUGGAAAAAAACUACAACUGUCCUCCAUUCUGAAUAGGACUUCCCAGGUCACUUGUGACAAAAUUGGGAUCUCUGUCCAACAGACAUGGGAUCCAUAUGUACACAGAGACUCCAUUCAGUCUAUCUGGGUUUCUGAGUGGUCUCUUAUAAAACCAGAAGAAAGACACUAUUACCAGGAAGUUCAAAACUAUUUCACAUCAGCCUUGCCCUCCCUACCUGCUGAAGUCUUCAGUGGCCUCUGUCUACCUCUUGAGGGACAGGCUAAUGACUCAGGAAACAAUCUGCACCAGAAAUACAGGCAGCUAUUCUGUGGCCUACCCUCUCUGCACAGUGAGUCACUGGCUACUACUUUGUUGAGCUCUGAAGGCCUCUCCAAGAACAAGAACGUGUCCAGGCCCCCACUGAAAGAGUCUCUUCUAUUCAAGAGACUCUCUUCCCACCCCUUGCUGCCCAGAACACCACCUGAGAUAAACUGGCCCUCCUCUCCUCUGUCACCAAAUUGUGUGGCUCUAGCUGAAGAUCAACAGGCUCAUAUCAGUGUCCCAUUUCUGACUCCAGCUGAAUGUAAAACCUUGGAAUGGCACCUGCUGCAGAGGCAGCUCCAGUUUCAGUGGGGCCUGCCAACGGCCAGGCAGAGAAGUCGCCAUGCCCACAGCCCCAUACAGUCUGAGCCAUGUGACAAAGCCCAGGCUCCUCAGACUAUGAAAACAUCCUGGCCAGAGAAACCUGUCUCAGGCUCCACCAGGAAACGACACAUCUUCCCAGAGCAUGCCCACAGGCUGCUGGAAUUUCACUUCCAGAAGCAAUUGAUUCACCUUCGCUGGGGCCUACCUGAGAAGAUCCAGCAGUCCCUCCAGCUGUUCCUUGCCUCUGCUGACCAGCAGACCCUGUCCUGUAACAGCACAAUCUUAUCCAAUGUGAGAAUCCCCCAAACUAUGACCCUAAAGGGCAAGGGUGAUGGUGAUUCAUUCUUGCCCAUCCUGGCCCAGAUGUCAAUCCCCAUGCCACACUUAUUCACCCAGGCCAAGGCCAAACUGCACAGCCACAUUGACUCCAAAUGUGGACAGAUCCACCAAGGCAAGGUCCCUUUCCAUUCAUAUAGCUCCUGGGAAGGCAUAGUUUCUGGCGACCUAGCAGUGGCUCCCUUCCCCUGCAGUCCACAGGGUCAGCCCCUGGAGCUGCAGGCAGCAAGUGACACCAAGCUCCAUGACGAAGUUGUGUCCUGGACACCAAUGGCCCUGGAUCAGCAAAAACAGGCCUCACCAGACACUGUCACUGACCACCCUAAGCUGCACAGAGCCCUGUCUCAAGGAGUCGUUGAGAAACUGGAGAUGACCGUAAGGCACAAGUAUCUCACCUUCCUGUCAGGACUGCCUACUCUUUACUCUUCGGCCCUUUCUGAAGGGAUGGCUCCAGCAAUCACUAGCCACUCUACAGCUGUGGAGAUGGUGCCAGGGCCUAUGACAACCCCAAAGGAGCCUCUGACUCAAACUAUCUCACCGGAAGACCCAAGCAGGAGGUUUGGGCCAUCCUUUCAAAAUGACAGUGAGACUCAGGCAGACAAGGCACAUUUGCAACCUGAGGUGCAGGUGGAAGGAGCGACAGAGUCCGUGCCUCUGGUCAGCCAGACACAUAUUGCUAUUCCCUACCUAUCCAAGACACGUAUCUUCUCCAAGCUAAACUUUCACCUGAGAAAAAAGGUCCUAGAAAUAAAAUUGGGACUUCCCAUGCGGGCGAGGGAGUCCAGGAAACUAACUAUAGCUGGCCCAGAGAACAAGUCCUCACAGGCACCUCCUACUAGUCUAAACAACCCAGGAAGCACAGUGCUUCCAAAACUGCCCAUCCUGCCAGAUGCAUGUCCUGCCCCAGAUUCAGAGUGGGUCCACCUUACAGAGCACCUGGCCUCACAGCUGGAGACAGUGCAGCACAGCCAAAAGCCACCUAGCUCCAAAGCAUUGUCCCUCGCUUCGACCCACUGGUCGUCCAAGAUCUCACAGCUCAGCAGGGCCCAGGUGCUUUGUGUUCAGAUGGAGGCCAGUGUGAACAACCCCAGCCUGUGGGAGCCCUGGAGCACUGGGCCCCAAAGCCCAGGCAAGGACUCAGCCCAAAUCCCCACACUGGCAGAAAAGAGAGAGGACAUAGGGAAACCCCAAGCACCAGGGGACCUCGGAGAAGGGGAUGCAGGGCUUGGGCUCCCUUUAACCAGUACAGAAAGGCAGCCUGAUGAAAAUGAGAAGCCAGAGGAGAAGCUUUGGGAGAGAGAACCCCAAGGCUCCUGGAGAUGGACCCACAGAUGUCUUCUUGUAGAUCCUCAGCAACACAGUUCCCAGUGUCACCCCCAGCUUAAGCCUCCAGAGCCUCCUAAAGAGGGCCCUGAGAGGGAAGAAUCUGAGCAUGACUUGCAGGGCCAUCAAAGAAAGUUAAAUGUCCUCCUCACACCUGCAAAGGUCCCUCAGGAUUUCCACCCUGCGGUGGCCCAGGCUUCCCAAGACCAGCGUUUCCUGGGCCAACCAACUCCUCAUAAGCCUUCUAAGGGCCAACCUUUGCAAAGCCACGUGUUUCAGGGGCAGGUGAUGCCAGCCCAUUCUCACAAGAGCCCCAGCCUUCCAGAGUCUGGCUUGAUCAAUAAGAUGAAGCACUUUCUGCACUUUCUUGGUAGUCUCAACAUCCAGCACAAAAAUGCCAUGACCAAAGGCAAAGGGCACGUAGACUCCAUGUUCUCAACACCUGGAAAAGUGGCCAAAACCAAAAAAGAAAAUGUUGAAAAGAGCCUGGCUCCAGCCAAAAGCCCCAUGGAGAAAGCUAGGAUUGACACACCGCUGAGGCAGUGUGUUUCCCAUUUCCCAAACAAUAAGCUCCGGCUUCGCUCCCAACUAUAUGGAUCUGCCUCCAUGCCGGGCCACCCCCACCACUGCCCUAGACAUUGUCAUGGAAUGGCUAUGCUCCCCAGUCAGAUCACCCACCCUUACUCCCAUCCCAUUCCUCAAAGAGAACACUCAAAGUAUUGA
Messenger RNA from Octodon degus (degu), 4093 nucleotides. It is a transcript of the gene Spata31f1, whose product is annotated as family with sequence similarity 205 member A. Bases 47 to 4093 code for a protein of 1348 amino acids. NCBI's taxonomy places the organism in Eukaryota, Metazoa, Chordata, Mammalia, Rodentia, Octodontidae. The record is from RefSeq and is a predicted model, not a curated record. The transcript is spliced from 4 exons.